UAAAAUAAUAACCCGACCCAUCAACUCUGAAUUCAUUCGCAUUCCUUUGCUGUUGACACCAGUUGUCUGUCGGACAAAUGGGCGGCGGCGAAGAAGAUGAAGCGCCGGAAUCGUCAAGGGCGGCGGCACCACGAGCAUCACUGAAAACGAUUUCCAAUUGGAAACACAAGCUGAGGGAGAAUUGCUUGAAAAGGAUCCGUGAUGACCGCUCCCGCCUGCUCUGGAAGAUGAGACUCCUUCCCAACAACAACAACAAUCAGGCUACCUUGAUCCAAUCAGCUUUACAGGCCAUUGUUUCUGAUGAACUUACUAAAAUUAACCGCGAUCUAUUAUGGGAAUAUGAUGGCCUUCCUUCCCAACCCGAGUGCGAAGAUAUUCUCUUACAAAUGCAAACUUUCUUCUAUCAAGAUCUUAUGCAACACCAAUCUACACUAGAAAGCUCUGCCAAAACUUGGGAAGACGAGGAGGACGACUACUUGGCACGUGCCGUUUAUCACCAUAUGCAGCUCAAUGAUCACCCGGUGCAACAGACGGUUUGGUGUCCCAUCUGCAAGGAGGGAGAGUUGCACGAGAACUACUCUCAUGUUUAUUGCACUUCUUGUGAACUUAAGCUACUCCGAGGGGAAGAGGUUACUUUGGAGUUGAUCCGGAAUCGGCUGGCUGAAGCUCAUGCAGAACAUCUUGAUAGGGGAUGCAAACUGACACCAAAGAUCCGCAUGGAAUCAAGAUUCAAUCUGUCUGUCUUGUACAUAGAAUGUCACAGUUGUGAUACAUUUGAGGUAGUAAUUUAGAUAAGUUUACAUGAUUUCACAGAUUCACUUCAAUUUUGCAGGAGUUUUUGUAUGUAUAUACUGUUGGGGCAUAUUCAAACUUAAUAAUGAUUUGUGUCUAUGAUUUAGUAACAUUUGUAUUCAA
Daucus carota subsp. sativus is the source of this 915-nucleotide messenger RNA. RefSeq lists its product as uncharacterized. Bases 78 to 791 code for a protein of 237 amino acids. Gene Ontology annotation, biological process: protein import into nucleus. Gene Ontology annotation, cellular component: nucleus. The record is from RefSeq and is a predicted model, not a curated record. Lineage: Eukaryota; Viridiplantae; Streptophyta; Magnoliopsida; Apiales; Apiaceae. The transcript has 6 exons.